UGAAGUUUCAUUUCUGUCCUUCCUUCAGCGACAUGAGUGAAAGCAGCGCAGUUGAUACGUCCAAAGAGGUGGAAGAUGCAAGUGCUUCAGUUAAGACUGAGAAACGCCCGGUUCCAAAACUCAAUGAAAGAAUUCUCUCGUCCUUGUCCAGGAGAUCAGUUGCUGCACACCCUUGGCAUGAUCUUGAUAUAGGCCCUGGAGCUCCUGCUGUUUUCAAUGUUGUUGUAGAGAUCACAAAAGGAAGUAAAGUCAAGUACGAACUAGACAAGAAAACUGGACUGAUCAAGGUCGACAGGGUAUUGUAUUCAUCAGUUGUUUACCCUCAUAAUUACGGUUUCAUCCCCCGGACACUUUGUGAAGAUAAUGAUCCAAUGGAUGUUCUGGUCCUCAUGCAGGAACCAGUACUUCCUGGUUGCUUUCUUCGUGCCCGGGCAAUCGGGCUCAUGCCAAUGAUUGAUCAGGGCGAGAGAGAUGAUAAGAUCAUUGCAGUUUGCGCUGACGAUCCUGAAUAUCGCCACUACAGAGACAUUAAAGAGCUCUCUCCUCAUCGUCUCAUGGAGAUCCGACGCUUCUUUGAAGAUUACAAGAAGAAUGAGAACAAGGAGGUAGCUGUCGAUGAAUUUUUACCCGCAACAACUGCCACUGAAGCAAUCCAGUACUCCAUGGAUCUCUACGGCCAAUACAUAAUGCAGAGCCUGAGGCAGUAGAUCAAUGCUGUCAAUUUUUGGGGUUGUUUACUUCUCAUCCGACAAUAACAGAGUGCUAAAACAUGGAGAGCUGUUUGUGAUCAUUUUUGUUCACGGACUUUGAAUUUUGCUAUUUGCUUUGUACACCGGUUAUGAUUUGAUCAGAAAUUUGAUGUGAUUGUGGACUGAGUUUGUCAUACUGAUCUUGUUUCUUGAGAGUCAAUGCGCAUUGUCAUUGGCUUCCAAUGGGAUCAUGUUUUCAUAUCUUUACAUCUCAGAAACUUUUUCUGCUGA
Asparagus officinalis (garden asparagus) is the source of this 980-nucleotide messenger RNA. RefSeq names its product soluble inorganic pyrophosphatase. Gene Ontology annotation, molecular function: inorganic diphosphate phosphatase activity; magnesium ion binding. The coding region runs from base 33 to 707 and encodes 224 amino acids. The transcript has 8 exons. Gene Ontology annotation, cellular component: cytoplasm. Gene Ontology annotation, biological process: phosphate-containing compound metabolic process. Lineage: Eukaryota; Viridiplantae; Streptophyta; Magnoliopsida; Asparagales; Asparagaceae. The record is from RefSeq and is a predicted model, not a curated record.